AUUGGAUCCCCUACUUAGAAAGCGAUGUUACCGGGACAAUCGUGUUUUUGCUUAAAACAGACAAAACUGUGAGUGGGCAAAAAAAAACCGGAGUGGAAAAAAGCCAAACAUGCACGCUUUAGUGAACGCCUUUAUGCGUUGUCUCUCCUUCCUCCUGCCUCCCUCUUGGCUUUGUGUCACAUUUUGCUUGUGGGUUGGGAAUGAGUGCGAGGAGACGCUGCCGCGGUCCAAUCCCAGAGCUCGUUUCAAAAGCAGAAAGCCUCUUACAUAUGAGGAAGUAGCAGCCGUAGCAGCAGCAGCAUUAGAAGCCCGAGGAGGCUCCAGCCCGUCGGUCUCGUCAGGUCCAGGCUGCGUCUCGCUGGCUGCUAAAACCCCCGCUGCUCCUCAGGGCCCUCAUACGGGUCGGAUCUGGAUCGGGGGUCUCUGGCGAGCCGUGGAGCGCGUCUUCGGAGCCCCUUUGGUCCUUCUCCGCCAUCACUGGUGCCCUGAGAAGCAUCGAGCAGGUUUACGCACCCCGUAUCCUGUCUGUGCCUUCGAGUCGAGCAAGACUGUAAGCUUCCAGGGCGGCGCUGCUGCUGCUGCUGCUACAUCCGAGGACGAGAGGCGAGAGGCGGGUGGAGGAAGCACCUUGACUUAUCCGGGGAACAUGAGCGGGUCUGGGGGGAUCCUCGAUCCGAGCUCAAUGGAGUGCGCCUCGGAAACGUCAGUGGAGCAGGGCGUCGAUGAAGUAAUCACCGUGGAUCAGCACACGCAAGAGAUGGGGACGGUGACGAUAACAGUGGCCAUUCAGGCAGCGGAGGACGAGGAGCCUGAGGAAGUGUCAUCUAAUAUCAUUGACUUCCUCGGAGGCAGCUGCAGCGAGGAUGACAUCGGAAGACAUGAUAAAUCAAGUGGAGCCGGGACCAGCGGAGGGGAGCUGGAGGAGGAGAGCUGGCAGCCCCCGGAUUCGGAGCUCAUCCAGAAGCUGGUGGCUCAGAUCGAGUACUACCUGUCCGAUGAGAACCUGGAGCACGACGCCUUCCUGCUCAAACACGUCAGACGCAACAAGCUCGGCUUUGUCAGCGUCAAGCUGCUCACUUCAUUCAAAAAGGUGAAACACUUGACUCGUGACUGGAGAACGACUGCUUACGCUCUGAGACACUCGAAGGUGCUUGAGCUGAAUGAUGAGGGCCGUAAGGUGCGGCGUAAAUCUACAGUGCCAGUCUUUGCCAGCGAGUCGCUGCCCAGCCGCAUGCUCCUGUUGAGUGAUCUGCAGAGGUGGCCAGAGCUGGCCGCUCUCACUAAAGACAAUGGAGGCAUUGAAGGUGGAGCCAUUCAGCAGGAGCAGCUGAUGAAGCUGCUCCUGAAGGAGUUUGGAACGUAUGGCGCCAUCGCUUCUGUCCGAGUCCUGAAGCCGGGGAAGGACCUGCCGGCGGACCUGAAGAGGCUGAGCAGCCGCUACGCACAGCUCGGUACAGAGGAGUGUGCCAUCGUGGAGUUCGAGGAGGUUGAGGCUGCUGUCAAAGCCAAUGAAGCUGUGGGGAACGAGGAGGGAGGGGCGGGUUCUCUGGGGUUGAAAGUAGUCCUGAUCGGCACCAAGCCACCCAAGAAGAAGGUACCAAAAGAGCGACCUCGUGAGGAAGGAGGGAUGCGCAAAAGUCGCUCGCUCAACAGCCGAGUAAGAGAGCUGCAGUACCAUGGGGACGACUCGGCCUGCAGCUCCUCGGACACUGAGAGCAACCCCACGUCCCCUAGGCUAGCCCGGAAGUCUCAGUCCUGUAACAAGCUCAGUCCUACCACCGCAGGCAUCAGUUUCCAGAACAAUCACUUGAGUCCUGGUAUAUCCCCGCGCAACAGUCCCUGGUCCAGUCCCCGUGCCAGCCCCUGUCCUCAGCGCAAAUCUCCUCACUCCCACAAGUUCCCCUUAGCCAGCGAGGGAAGACUGAGCCCGGAGCCCGGCCGCCGCUGGGCAGACUACUCCUCGGAUAGUAGCCUGACCCCUUCAGGGAGCCCGUGGGUUCAGCGGCGUAAGCAGGUGGCGUCUCAGGAGAGCAGUCCAGUCGGCAGCCCCAUGAUGGGUAGAAAGAUCCAGAAUGCUGACGGUCUACCACCAGGCGUAACUCGGCUGCCAAGGGGUCCUGACGGAACACGCGGCUUUCACUGUGUCACUGUUGCCGAGAGGGGGAAGACGGCCGCCACUCAGACUUAGUGUGUGGAGCUCCCUUAUGCAUUCCCCAGAAAGUGUAGUGAUAGGUUGGAUAUUUGAGCUGUUCUUGGCCAUGUCACUCAGCCCCCCCGCGCCCAGCAUUUGAGACUGUGUAGAUAUAUUUUUGUUGAGUGCAUCAGUUUUCAGUCUUUGUUAUAUUUUUAUACGACUUUUUCAGUUACCAUGGUAACAUUAGUGAUUUACCAAUGGGAAUUUUGAGUGAAUGUAAAUUGACAAUGCUUUUCAAAAUGGACCAUGUCAUCUCCACUGUUGUCUAAUCUUGUUCAACAUGGGGCAGGUUGGAGAGGGAAUUCCACUUUUAUUUGAAUUGAAAAAUGUCCUCUGUCUUGUGUGUCUGUGGAUGGCGUGUAAAUGUGUUCUUGGUUUAAGUGACAUAGGCACAUGGACUUGAUAGAAGUAUCACCAUAUGCCUUUUUUCUGUAUUUGUCUACUGUGAGCUCCAUUUUUACAUGCUAUUUAAACUGAGGCCAUAAUAGCUCCACUGCCAUACAGGUUAGACGGUCAAACCAGGACAUGACGUUUAUUUUUUAUUUUGCCUAAUUUCAGUAUUUUCAGUACCUUUUGGCACUUUGUUGGUAGGGGUCUCUAUAGCCCUGUAAAUGUUUAUUUGUUCAGCAGAUGUCUGCUUAUUUAUUUUUUAGCCUUAUUUUAUUUUGUUUUGGCAUAUCUUUUUUUCCAUCAGUCUGCGCUCGCAGUGAGGUUUGAGGGAUCAGGUCAGGCAGAACGAGUGCUCGUAUGUUCUUGCCUUUACAUCGAAACCGGGAAUGUUUGUACAGUGCAAUUCCUAUUGUACAAAUAAAUCACUAAAAAUGCAAUAA
This is a messenger RNA of Labrus mixtus (cuckoo wrasse), 3024 nucleotides long. It is a transcript of the gene larp6a, whose product is annotated as La ribonucleoprotein 6, translational regulator a. Gene Ontology annotation, biological process: RNA processing. NCBI's taxonomy places the organism in Eukaryota, Metazoa, Chordata, Actinopteri, Labriformes, Labridae. The transcript has 3 exons. Gene Ontology annotation, cellular component: nucleus. Gene Ontology annotation, molecular function: mRNA binding. The record is from RefSeq and is a predicted model, not a curated record. Bases 110 to 2188 code for a protein of 692 amino acids.